AUGUCUUCAACCACUAAUACCAACGGCGAGCUGCACUUGCUGUUCAUUCGACAUGGCGAAACACAAGACAACAUUGACCGUGUCCUCCAAGGUCAUCGAGAUACAGACUUGACCGAAAAAGGACACAAGGAAGCCAAGGUCCUGGCUCAGAAACUGCAAGGACAGCAGAUUGAUGUGAUCUACCACUCACCACUGAAGCGCAUGAUUCAAACCAUUCAGCCGAUAAUCGAUGGCCGCCCAGACCUUCCAAAACAUGCUGAUGCGGACCUGAAAGGACAGUUGCUCGGAGAGUUGGAAGGAGGCUCAUACGACUCAAUCGACAUGGGCAAUCCACGAAGCGCAGAUGGAGGGCCUGGUGUUGAGCUGUUCGACGACUUUGUGAAGCGGCUCAAAAGGGUGUUUGGGCGGAUUAUUGGUGCAGAAGCCCCUAAAGUCGAUGGUGAAGAUCGUGUCGUCGUGAUUGCGACGCAUGGAGUGGGUAUUACAUCCUUGUUUACAGCUCUUGAGUCAAGUCCAUCUUGUGACGGCUUAAAUCCUAAGCUUGCUGUGCGUGGACCCAAAGCUUUUGAAGUCAGAUGGACUGAUAGUGACGAUAUUGCGGAGAUUGUGGUUGCGAGUCCUAGAGCAUUUCCAAUCAAGAAUGGAUCAUUGGACUGGUCCAGUAUCGAGGGUCAGCCAUUCUUGAUUGAGUACUGGGGAAAAGAAGAGAAGGCUCUUUGA
Lithohypha guttulata is the source of this 720-nucleotide messenger RNA. RefSeq lists its product as uncharacterized. Gene Ontology annotation, cellular component: cytosol. Gene Ontology annotation, molecular function: fructose-2,6-bisphosphate 2-phosphatase activity. NCBI's taxonomy places the organism in Eukaryota, Fungi, Ascomycota, Eurotiomycetes, Chaetothyriales, Trichomeriaceae. The transcript has a single exon. The record is from RefSeq and is a predicted model, not a curated record. Gene Ontology annotation, biological process: regulation of pentose-phosphate shunt; negative regulation of glycolytic process. The coding region runs from base 1 to 720 and encodes 239 amino acids.